Molecule: messenger RNA, 630 nt
Organism: Dentiscutata erythropus
Lineage: Eukaryota; Fungi; Glomeromycota; Glomeromycetes; Diversisporales; Gigasporaceae
Source: the annotation of a GenBank genome assembly
ACCUUUGAGCCCUUCUUCACCCACAAUGGCCACCUUGCCUUUACUAUUAUGAAGCCCCAAACUAAUUCACCCAAUUUAUCACCUACUUGCAACCAAACAACCACUAACCCACCUCCAGCAAAAAAAUACAAGAAAAACACAAAUGACAAAGAUGAUAUCCAAAUGGAUUAUUCACUUGCAACUUUCUCCACUACCGCUUCUUCACUACAAUUACAAAAAAACCGGGCAGAGGACCCUGCCCUAAUUACUAUGGGAAAAACUGCUGAUCUUCCCACACCGAUCACCAAAACAAACAACAAACCCGAUCUGAUCCAAGUUAAUACAACAACAGAUCUACAAACCCAGGACCACUUGGGUCCACCUAUAACUCCACAAACCAAUGAUAUAAUAAUGACCAAAUCUAAUCUACUUACUAUAGAUAAUAUUGCCCAACUAUCUGAUCAUACCUAUAAAGCCUUACAUAAUCAAUCUAUGGACACACAAUCUAAUACUACAAUCAAAUCCUCACCUCCUAAAUUCUAUGCACGAGCCCUAGCAGACAAUAACCAACCUAAGCCAAAACGGAAGUUUGCAGGUCAUAGGGACCUAGCAUGGUGCACUACAAUCCUCACAGAUUUAGCCUUACAAUGA